AUGUACGAACCGGACACGGCCGCCAUCCUUCCCGGCGACGGCGGACCGCAAGCCGACGACGGGAAGUUGUCGCCGGGCCACGAAGAGGAGGACACCGGGGCGCCGGCCUCUCGGGCCGCGGGGCCGCCGUUCGCGUGCCCGCUGCCGGUGUCCGUGGAGCCCGUCAUGUUCCUGUCCGUGUUCGCCGUCGUCCUCCAGGCGCCGCUGACCACGCAGUACAUUUGGGACCGAAUGAGCGAGGACCUGGGCUACAAUGUCUCCAAGAGGUCGCAGUGCGGGAACGGCUCCGUGGAGCACGACGCUCUUCAGAAGGAGGUUGAAACCUUGACAGCACACUGGAACCUCUACCUCAGUCUUGCGGGCUUUUCCGUGGGCUUGCUCGUGGUUCCGCUCCUGGGCUCGUGGAGCGACUUUGCGGGUCGCAGGCCGGUCCUCAUCAUCCCCAACUUGGGUCUGGCCUUGCAAGUGGCGGUCUACCUGUUGGUGAUGUACCUCAAGCUGCCCGUGGUAUAUUUCCUGGUGGGGAGACUGCUCAGCGGGCUUUCCGGGGAUUUCAACGCCAUCCUCGCUGCCUGCUUUGCGUAUGUAGCCGACACCAGCGACAAAAGAGCCCGCACUUUCAGGGUGGCGGUCCUUGAGGCUUGUAUUGGCCUCUCGGGGAUGUUUGCCAGCAUCAUCGGAGGGCACUGGAGACGGAUGCAAGGCUACAUCAGCCCGUUCUGGUUGGUCCUGUCUACCAGCCUAGCGUCGGCUCUGUACGUGUUCCUGUUCGUCCCAGAGUCUGUGGUGAAAGAUCCUAACGCCAAGCUUCUCACCGUUCGCCACCACAAAGCCGUGUGGCACAUUUUUUCCACUGGCGGCAGCGACGGCAGCGGGAACUUCCCGAGAUACAAACUGUGGCUCUACAUGCUUUGCUUUUUCCUGGUGGUGUCCGUGCACAUCGGGAGCCGCGAACUUUACGUUCUGUACGAGCUGAGCCCGCCUCUGUGCUGGGGGCCGACGCUCAUCGGAUACGGAUCGGCAGUUUUGCACUUGGGCUACCUGAGCAGCCUGCUGGGGCUGAAAGUUAUGCUGUGCUGGUUGGAGGACUCGUGGGUGGCCGUCAUUAGUCUGGCCUCCAACAUCACCGGGCUGCUGGUGUUCUCCGUGGCGAACAGCACGCUACUUAUGUUCACAGGUUACGGUUUGUUGUUGUUCUUCGUGGUUGCUACACCCGUUCUCAGGUCCAAGCUGUCCAAGUUGGUCAGCCCGUCGGAACAAGGUGCCCUGUUUUCAUCCGUGGCCUGUGUGGAGAGCUUGUGUUUCCUGGUGGGCAGCGGCCUCUUCAACUCGAUCUAUCCGGCCACGCUACACUUCAUGAAGGGCUUCAUCUUCCUCUUGGCUGCCAUCAUCCUCCUCAUCCCAGCCGGGAUAAUCGGGAGCCUGCAGUGUUUCGAGAAGAAAGACCUUAGCGACUCCACCUCAUCCUGACUUGCGGUGUCAAGACCACCAUGAAAUGCCAAACCCGUGAGGUUAAUCAUGCGGGUUUUUGUCGGGGGGGGAGGGGAAAUCUCAAGUCG
Molecule: messenger RNA, 1559 nt
Organism: Syngnathoides biaculeatus (alligator pipefish)
Lineage: Eukaryota; Metazoa; Chordata; Actinopteri; Syngnathiformes; Syngnathidae
Gene: slc46a1
Product: solute carrier family 46 member 1
Exons: 6
Coding region: 1-1470 (489 amino acids)
Biological process (GO): transmembrane transport
Cellular component (GO): plasma membrane
Molecular function (GO): transmembrane transporter activity
Source: RefSeq, a predicted model, not a curated record